UGGCUCUCCCGGCCCCUCAAAGUUCUUCCCAACUUUUUCUCCGCCGGGCGAGCGCAGCCGGCGCAGGCUCGGGGGCAGGUCGCUGCGCUCCUCCGGGCUCAGCUGCCCCCUCUCCGGGCGCAGAUCCUCCGGGAGCAGUGGACACAGAGUGGCCGCUGGCGGUCCUUCCCCUCCCACCUCUGCCGUCCUCCCCGGCCUCCUCGCCCCGGCGCCCCUCGGGCGGGACAACCCCGUGCUUGGGUUUCUCUCCUUGUCCCCUCCGGUGCGCCCCUGCGCCGACGAUCGCGCCGGGAUCGCGGCGGAAACCUCGCUCCCCUGUCGCCUCCGCCGGCUCCUUCCCUCCGCCCCUCCUCCGCCAGCCAAUUCCGUGGGGACUUGGGGCUCCGCAGCCGCGAAGGACAACCUUUCCGCGCGGGGCUCCGGGACGCGGCGGGGGCCAUGUAAGCAGCUACCUUCCAGAGGGCCACACCGGGCAUGGACACCCUUUUCGCUACCUGGAGGAGCACGGGUGAUAGUGUUGUCAUCCGGUCACGAACCUGCUAAGGCCAUCUCAGGGGCGUGUGCGCCAGGACAGGAAGGCGGCGUCCGAGGGCCACAGAGCCAUGCCUUUCGGUCUGAAGCUCCGCCGGACACGGCGCUACAACGUCCUGAGCAAGAACUGCUUCGUCACUCGUAUCCGCCUGUUGGAUAGCAAUGUUAUCGAGUGCACACUGUCGGUGGAAAGCACGGGGCAAGAGUGCCUGGAGGCUGUGGCCCAGAGGCUGGAGCUGCGGGAGACGCACUACUUUGGCCUUUGGUUUCUCAGCAAGAGCCAGCAAGCACGAUGGGUGGAGCUGGAGAAACCUCUGAAGAAACAUCUGGACAAAUUCGCUAAUGAGCCUCUGCUCUUCUUCGGAGUCAUGUUCUAUGUGCCAAAUGUGUCAUGGCUUCAGCAGGAGGCCACAAGAUAUCAGUAUUACCUGCAAGUGAAAAAAGAUGUGCUCGAAGGGCGAUUACGGUGCACGUUGGAACAGGUGAUUCGGCUGGCCGGCUUAGCUGUGCAAGCUGAUUUUGGAGACUAUCAUCAGUUCGAUUCUCAAGAUUUCCUCAGAGAGUAUGUGCUAUUUCCUAUGGAUUUGGCCCUGGAGGAGGCUGUUCUGGAGGAGCUGACCCAGAAGGUAGCCCAAGAACACAAAGCCCACAGUGGAAUCCUGCCAGCCGAAGCCGAGCUUAUGUACAUCAACGAAGUAGAACGUUUGGAUGGAUUUGGACAGGAAAUCUUCCCUGUGAAGGACAAUCAUGGAAACAGUGUGCACCUUGGCAUUUUCUUUAUGGGGAUUUUCGUGAGAAACAGAAUUGGAAGACAAGCAGUAAUAUACAGGUGGAACGAUAUUGGGAAUAUCACUCAUAACAAGUCAGCUAUUCUAGUGGAGCUCAUCAACAAGGAAGAGACUGCCCUCUUUCACACGGAUGAUAUCGAAAAUGCCAAGUAUAUCUCUCGGUUGUUUGUCACACGGCACAAGUUUUACAAACAGAACAAAAUCUGCACGGAACAGUCAAAUUCUCCACCCCCCAUCAGACGCCAGCCCACCUGGAGCCGGUCCUCUCUGCCCAGGCAGCAGCCGUACAUCCUGCCGCCCGUGCACGUCCAGUGUGGGGAGCACUACUCGGAAACACACACCUCGCAAGACAGCAUUUUCCACGGGAACGAAGAAGCCUUGUAUUGCAACUCCCACAACAGCCUGGACUUGAACUACGUGAACGGCACAGUCACCAACGGCAGCGUGUGCAGCGUUCACAGCGUCAACUCCCUGAGCUGCUCACAGAGUUUCAUCCAGGCUUCCCCCGUGUCCUCCAACCUCAGCAUCCCUGGGAGCGACAUCAUGCGGGCUGACUACAUCCCCAGCCACCGGCACAGUGCCAUCAUCGUGCCCUCCUACAGGCCGACCCCGGAUUACGAGACGGUCAUGCGGCAGAUGAAGAGGGGCGUCGUGCACACGGACAGCCAGAGCCAGUCUCUGCGGAACCUCAACAUCCUCAACACGCACGCCUACAACCAGCCAGAGGAUCUGGUGUACAGCCAGCCGGAGAUGCGGGAGAGACACCCCUACACCGUCCCUUACGGGCCCCAGGGAGGCUAUGGUAACAAGCUGGUCGGCCCCUCCGACCACAUGAACCCGAAGAGUACCGUGGUGCCCAGCAAGCCGGGGGCCAGUGCCAUCUCGCACACGGUGAGCACCCCGGAGCUGGCCAACAUGCAGCUGCAGGGGGGCCCCAGCUACAGCACGGCGCACAUGCUCAAGAACUAUCUCUUCAGGCCGCCGCCCCCCUACCCACGGCCACGCCCUGCCACCAGCACCCCCGACCUCGCCAGCCACCGCCACAAGUAUGUCAGCGGCAGCAGCCCGGACCUGGUGACCCGCAAGGUGCAGCUCUCGGUGAAGACCUUCCAGGAGGACAGCUCCCCGGUGGUGCAUCAGUCUCUGCAGGAGGUGAGCGAGCCCCUCACGGCCACCAAGCACCCCGGCACGGGGAACAAGCGCCACAGCCUGGAGGUGAUGAACAGCAUGGUGCGCGGCAUGGAGGCCAUGACGCUCAAGUCCCUCCACCUCCCCAUGGCGCGCCGCAACACGCUGCGGGAGCAGGGCCCGCCCGAGGAGGGGCCGGGCAGCCGCGAGCUCCACCAGCUGCCCCGGUAUCACCACCGGAAGACCUUCUCCGAUGCCACCAUGCUGAUCCACAGCAGCGAGAGCGAGGAGGAGGAGGAGGAGGAGGAGGCGGCCCCCGAGUCGGGGCCCCGGAUCCCCGGGCUCCGCGAGAAGGUGGAGUACAGCGCGCAGCUGCAGGCGGCCCUGGCGCGCAUCCCCAACAAGCCCCCGCCCGAGUACCCCGGCCCGAGGAAGAGUGUGAGCAACGGGGCGCUCCGGCAGGACCCGCCCGGCCUUCCUCCCGCCGCGGCCGGAGCCCGGCUGCCGAGGCUCGCGCCGGCCAAGGCCAUCGGCGUGGCCCGGGCGGACCCGCCCGCCGUCAACGGGGCCUCCCUGGGCCCGUCCAUCUCCGAACCCGACCUGACCAGCGUGAAGGAGCGGGUCAAAAAGGAGCCCGUGAAGGAGAGACCUGUGUCCGAGAUGUUCUCCCUGGAGGACAGCAUUAUAGAGAGGGAGAUGAUGGUUAGGAAUCUAGAGAAGCAGAAGAUGGCGGGCCUGGAGGCACAGAAGAGGCCGCUGAUGUUGGCAGCGUUGAAUGGGCUCUCGGUGGCUCGGGUCUCGGGGCGAGAAGAGAGUCGCGUUGAUGCCACCCGCGUUCCCAUGGACGAGAGGUUCAGAACCCUGAAGAAGAAGCUAGAAGAGGGAAUGGUGUUCACAGAAUACGAGCAAAUCCCAAAGAAAAAGGCGAAUGGCAUCUUCAGCACCGCAGCUCUGCCAGAAAAUGCCGAGCGCAGCCGAAUCCGAGAAGUGGUCCCCUACGAGGAGAAUCGGGUGGAGCUGAUCCCAACCAAAGAGAAUAACACAGGAUACAUUAAUGCCUCCCAUAUCAAGGUGGUGGUUGGUGGUGCAGAAUGGCACUACAUAGCCACCCAGGGGCCCCUGCCACACACGUGCCAUGACUUCUGGCAGAUGGUGUGGGAGCAGGGAGUGAACGUGAUCGCCAUGGUCACUGCAGAAGAGGAGGGCGGACGAACCAAAAGCCACCGAUACUGGCCCAAACUGGGUUCCAAGCACAGCUCGGCCACCUAUGGCAAGUUCAAGGUCACCACAAAGUUCCGCACGGAUUCUGGUUGCUAUGCAACCACAGGCUUAAAGGUCAAGCACCUUUUGUCUGGUCAGGAAAGAACGGUGUGGCAUUUGCAGUAUACCGACUGGCCAGAUCACGGUUGCCCAGAAGAUGUCCAAGGAUUUUUGUCCUACUUGGAGGAGAUCCAGUCGGUCCGUCGCCAUACCAACAGCAUGCUGGAAGGCACCAAGAACCGGCACCCCCCCAUCGUGGUCCACUGCAGCGCCGGGGUGGGGAGGACCGGCGUGGUCAUUCUCUCUGAGCUGAUGAUCUACUGCCUGGAGCAUAAUGAAAAGGUGGAAGUUCCCAUGAUGCUGAGGCUCCUCCGGGAGCAGAGGAUGUUCAUGAUCCAGACCAUCGCUCAGUACAAGUUCGUCUACCAGGUCCUCAUCCAGUUCCUCCAAAACUCCAGACUCAUUUAAGCUCACGGAGAGGGGGCCCAGCCUCACGGCGCAGGCUGAGAGGCCCCUCCGGACAACGUCUGCGCUCCUGGCGGGGGGGCAGGGGGCUGGCGACAGGCAGGCCACGGCUCUCUGAAGGCAGGAGCCCAGAUGAUUCACACAACCCAUGUAUUAUUUUAUAUGAGAUAAUUUAUUUUUUUCCCCCUUCGGAAUAACUUUUGUGAAUUAUUAUAAUGCAGUUUUUUGCGCUCAUGUAGUACUUUCCAUUUGAACCACGUUUUGACUGAUCUGCAUUGUAACACGUCAGUAGGGAAGGUUGCCCGGUGGAUCAUUUUGGGGACAGAGGCAUAAGGGAACACAUCUCUAGUGAAGUUGCAGCCACAUUUGUAACCAGCCCUGAAAUUAAUCAGUUUCAUUGCUUAUGUCCCGAUCAAAGAUGGCAAGAAAAUGAAUUCGUCCUGAAAUGUAAAGCAAAGGGCCAAGACUCUUUCCUGAAGGAAAAACCACUAUUCUUUUAUAUUUGGGGGCUCAUGAACUUGGUGGACAGCCGGUUUCCUCUCUUCUUCCUUUCUGCCCUCAUCUCAGUAACCUCUCUUCCCUCCUCUCCCGCUGCCCCACCCCGACUUCCCCGCAAGCUUGAGUUAAAGGUGGCAACAGAUGAAGAAAACAUGUUCCCUUUACAAUGCGGGAGCUGCCGUCUUUCGGGCUGCAAGAGGAGCUCUGUGCUGUGUUUUUCUUGACCUCCCCUUUCUCUGGCCCCUGGAGCUUGUGCAUUCCUGCUGGGACUGUCUCCUGGGUAUUCGCUACUUCUCCCCAUUUGCACCAUAGACCCCCAGUCUGGUGGCAUUGAGGCCUGGGCCAGGCCGUCUGUGCAGCUCAGCCUCUUGACUGAUUGGGAGAGGGGACAGUUGACCAGAGUGGGAAGAGAAAGGAGUCAGGCUGGGCUGUGAUAAGUGGGUCUCAUUUAACACAUUGACUGCCAUGCUAGAAAAGAAAGAAUGUUUUUCCUGCGGGCCACGGUGUUUUAU
This is a messenger RNA of Lemur catta (Ring-tailed lemur), 5182 nucleotides long. RefSeq names its product protein tyrosine phosphatase non-receptor type 14 (gene PTPN14). Gene Ontology annotation, molecular function: protein tyrosine phosphatase activity. The record is from RefSeq and is a predicted model, not a curated record. NCBI's taxonomy places the organism in Eukaryota, Metazoa, Chordata, Mammalia, Primates, Lemuridae. Gene Ontology annotation, cellular component: cytoskeleton. Gene Ontology annotation, biological process: lymphangiogenesis; protein dephosphorylation.